ACGCACCGCCCAGCGGAUUCCCGGCCGUUUAACCUCGGUAGUCGUCUUCCCCGCGCGCAGUUGCUAAAAUUCUCGUGGCGCCGGAAGUCCGGGACACGUGACGGGGUGACAGCGCUCACUUGGCUGCAGGGCUCCCUUUAGGUGCUGCGGCACGGGAUGGCGGAGGCGCCUCCUGUCUCAGGUACUUUUAAAUUCAACACAGAUGCUGCUGAGUUCAUUCCUCAGGAGAGAAAAAAUUCUGGUCUAAGUUGUGGGACUCAAAGGAGACUAGACUCAAGCAGGAUUGGUAGGGGAAAUCACAGUUCACCACCUCCCUGUCAUCUUUCCAGGCAAAUCCCUUAUGAUGACACCUCUGCUGUUCGUCAACACAGUUACCAUCCUUCAGGAAGCAAACCUAAGAGUCAACAGACUUCCCUCCCAUUUCCGGCUUCUAAUAAAUCACCCAAGAGCCAUGGCCUUCAGAACCAACCUUGGCAGAAAUUGAGGAGUGAAAAGCACCAGUCUAGAGUCAAGAAGGUGCAGGCUUUCAGUGACCAGACUUCAGAUACAACUGGCUUAGAAAACGUUGCCAAGUCAGAGAGCGGGACAAACCCCAGAGAGCACAGUCCUUCUGAGAGUGAAAAGGACACUGUCAGUGCAGAUCCCAGGGGAGCAAAACCCAAAAAAGCAACCCAGUUUGUAUGCAGUUAUGGUAGAGGACCAAAAGUGAAGGGAAAACCCAAAUGUGAAUGGGGUAACAGGGCAACUUUGAAACCUGAGGAUGCCAGACCUGAAAAUACCAAACCUGCAGGAGUUGUCCACCCUGACUCUUUGGAUGCAUCAUUUAGAAAAGGAGUGUUGGAUGGGGCCAAACGCAAUGAGCAGAGAAGAUACCCACAGAAAAGGCCACCCUGGGAAGUGGAGGGUGCCAGACCACGACCAGGCAGAAAUCCACCAAAACAAGAGGGCCAGCGAAAUCCAAAUGCAGGACAUAGUAACAGCAUGACCCCCAUUCCAAAGGAUAAUCUCAGCGAAAGACCAACAAAAUCCACCUGUGACAACGGGAACGUGGCAGUCAUCAGCAAGUCUUCCAGGAGGAUUGACCAGGAGAAAUGCUCUGUAAGGAGGCAGGAUCCUCAAGGAACAUCUCAUUUCCCCCGUGGCAAGCAGAACCAUGUGCUAAAAAAUGUGGAAACACACACAGGUUCUCUAAUUGAACAGCUAACUACAGAAAAAUAUGAGUGCAUGGUGUGCUGUGAGCUGGUUCGUGUCACAGCACCAGUGUGGAGUUGUCAGAGCUGUUAUCAUGUGUUUCAUUUGAGCUGCAUAAAGAAAUGGGCAAGGUCUCCAGCAUCGCAAGCAGAUGGCCAGAGUGGUUGGAGGUGCCCUGCUUGUCAGAAUGUUUCCGCACAUGUUCCUAAUACCUACACUUGUUUCUGUGGUAAGGUGAAGAAUCCUGAAUGGAGCAGAAAUGAAAUUCCACAUAGUUGUGGUGAGGUUUGUAGAAAGAAACAGCCCGGCCAGGACUGCCCACAUUCCUGUAACCUUCUCUGCCAUCCUGGACCUUGCCCACCCUGCCCUGCCUUUAUGACUAAAACAUGUGAAUGUGGACGGACCAGGCACACAGUUCGUUGUGGUCAAGCCAUCUCAGUUCACUGUUCCAAUCCAUGUGGGAAUGUUUUGAAUUGUGGUCAGCACCACUGUGCUGAGCUGUGCCAUGGGGGUCAGUGCCAGCCUUGCCAUAUCAUAUUGAAUCAGGUAUGCUACUGUGGCAGCACCUCCCGAGACGUGUUAUGUGGAACUGAUGUAGGAAAACCUGAUGGAUUUGGGGACUUUGGCUGUUUAAAGAUAUGUGGCAAGGACUUGAAAUGUGGGAACCAUAUGUGUUCUCAAGCCUGCCACCCUCAACCAUGCCAGCCAUGCCCACGGCUUCCCCAGCUGGUGCGCUUUUGCCCAUGUGGCCAAACUCCAUUAAGCCAAUUGCUAGAACAUGGAAGUAGUGGUCGGAAAACAUGCAUGGAUCCUGUCCCCUCUUGUGGAAAAGUGUGUGGCAAGCCACUGCCUUGUGGUUCCUUAGAUUUCAUUCAUACCUGUGAGAAGCUCUGCCACGAAGGAGACUGUGGAUCGUGCUCUCGCACCUCAGUUAUUUCCUGCAGAUGCUCUUUCAGAACAAAGGAGCUUCCAUGUACCAGUCUCAAAAGUGAAGAUGCUACAUUUAUGUGUGACAAGCGAUGUAACAAGAAACGGUUGUGUGGACGGCAUAAAUGUAACGAGAUAUGCUGUGUGGAUAAGGAGCACAAGUGCCCUUUGAUCUGUGGGAGGAAACUCCGUUGUGGCCUUCACCGGUGUGAGGAACCUUGUCAUCGUGGGAAUUGCCAGACAUGCUGGCAAACUAGCUUUGAUGAAUUAACCUGCCACUGUGGUGCAUCUGUGAUCUACCCUCCAGUCCCCUGCGGUACAAGGCCCCCUGAGUGUACCCAAACCUGUGCCAGAGUCCAUGAGUGUGACCAUCCAGUUUAUCAUUCUUGUCAUAGUGAGGAGAAGUGUCCCCCUUGUACUUUCUUAACUCAGAAAUGGUGUAUGGGCAAACAUGAGUUACGAAGCAAUAUCCCCUGUCACCUGGUUGAUAUCUCUUGCGGAUUACCCUGCAGUGCAGUGCUGCCGUGUGGGAUGCACAAGUGUCAGAGACUCUGUCACAAAGGAGAGUGUGUUGUGGAUGAGGCCUGCAAGCAGCCCUGCACCACCCCCAGAGCUGACUGUGGCCACCCAUGUAUGGCUCCCUGCCACCCCAGCUCACCCUGCCCCAUCACUGCUUGUAAAGCCAAGAUAGAGCUGCAGUGUGAAUGUGGACGAAGAAAAGAGAUCAUGAUUUGCUCUGAAGCAUCCAGUACUUAUCAAAGAAUAGCUGCCAUUUCUAUGGCCUCUAAAAUAACAGACAUGCAGCUUGGAGAUUCAGUGGAAAUCAGCAAGUUAAUCACCAAGAAGGAAAUUCACCAAGCCAGGCUGGAGUGUGAUGAGGAGUGUUCAGCCUUGGAAAGGAAAAAACGAUUAGCAGAAGCAUUUCAUAUCAGUGAGGAUUCUGAUCCUUUUAAUAUACGUUCUUCAGGGUCAAAAUUCAGUGACAGUUUGAAAGAAGAUGCUAGGAAGGACUUAAAGUUUGUCAGUGACAUUGAGAAGGAAAUGGAAGCUCUUGUGGAGGCUGUGAAUAAGGGAAAGAAUAUUAAGAAAAGCCACUGCUUCCCUCCCAUGAACAGAGACCACCGCCGGAUCAUCCACGACCUGGCCCAAGUUUAUGGCCUGGAGAGCGUAAGCUAUGACAGUGAACCAAAGCGCAACGUCGUGGUCACUGCAGUCAGAGGGAAAUCGAUUUGUCCUCCUACCACUCUGACAGGUGUUCUUGAAAGGGAAAUGCAGUCACGACCUCCACCACCAAUUCCUCAUCACAGACAUCAGAUGGACAAGAAUUCUGGGAGCAUUAAUUUACAGAAAAUAGCCAAGGAACCAGUAAUUGACUACUUUGAUGUCCAGGACUAA
Messenger RNA from Orycteropus afer afer, 3513 nucleotides. It is a transcript of the gene NFX1, whose product is annotated as nuclear transcription factor, X-box binding 1. Gene Ontology annotation, cellular component: nucleus. Gene Ontology annotation, biological process: negative regulation of transcription by RNA polymerase II. Gene Ontology annotation, molecular function: DNA-binding transcription factor activity, RNA polymerase II-specific; RNA polymerase II transcription regulatory region sequence-specific DNA binding; zinc ion binding. The record is from RefSeq and is a predicted model, not a curated record. NCBI's taxonomy places the organism in Eukaryota, Metazoa, Chordata, Mammalia, Tubulidentata, Orycteropodidae.